UUACUCACCGUAGAAGAAAAAGAUCUAUAGUUUUCAACUAGAAUGUUUUUGGGUUGAAAUACCGAAGAGAACGUGCAAGAAACGCGCAGUAUUUGUGGCGAAAUCUUAAACAACUUUCGCCAGCAAGCGGCCAUGUUGGAAACCGCGUGUACUGGGGCCUGAGGACGAAGGCAAGAUGGCGGCGAUGUCGGGCGAUUUUGAAAAUUUUCAAAAUAUAAAUGUUGAAAAUAUGGAACAUAAAUUGAAAUAUUCUGUUUAUUCCUGCUCGAGUUUCUCUGCCAAUUUUCAUCCAGGGUAAGUACAUUCUCCUUUUACACUUUUGGUUAAGAUAUGCUGAAUUAUAGAGAUCGAAAUCGUUUGUUUUUUGUAAAAAUAUUUGCUGUGUAUUAUUAAAAAUAAAUCGUGUAUAUUUCAGACUAGAAAGUACAUUUAAACCGAAAACUGGCUGUGCGUGAAAUACUAAUUCUACUCUUUGAUAUAUAAAUUGUGCAUAUUGUUGUGACAAGUGAAAACAGGCAUUUUUGCAGUAUUGAUAAAUAAAGUGGGAAGCAUUAGGGCACAUUGCUACUUAAAAAUUUAAAUGGUUGAAUUUUUAUUUAUCCCUAAGUCCAAGAUUACUACAUGUAAUGAAAAUAAUUACCAUUAUUUACUUAAUGUAAAUGAAAUAAUAGCCCUAUUCACAUUACAGACAGACAAGUCCUCUAGACGAACGUAUUGUCCCUCAAAAAUUGUCUUCGCAGACGGACCAGUAGUUGAACAAAUUCAGACGAUUUGUUUGUCUAAAAUUUUGUUCGACACAUUUUCACAUCUGAUGAUUUGUCCGACUAAAAGACGAUUUGUUUGUCUAGACGACUUGUUCAUCUUCUAAUGUGAAAACGAUUAAUCUUUCUUUUAUAGUAAUAUAAUGGAGGACAAACCAAAUGAUCAGAAUUCCAGAUGGACGUCUGAAACACACCAUCCUACACAGGUUUGCCUUUGUAAUAAUAAUAGUGACACCAGGUACAAAUGCAACAACAUCAACAAUAAGAAGCAUAGCAACAAUGACAACAGCAACAAAACACAGCAGUAAACAACAACCUGCAUUAGCAACAACAAACAAUAGAAACACCAAUAACAGCAAACAACAAAGACAACCUGGAACAUCAGCAACAAUAAACAACCGUAGCGACAAACAACAGCAGCAGUGAAAAACAAACAAUAACAAUAAAAAACAAUAAUAAAAACAACAAAAACAAUGACAGCAAAUAACAACAACAAACAACAAUAACAACAAACAACAACAGCAGUGACAAACAAGCAAUAACAACAAACAGCAAUAACAAACAAUAACAACAAACAACAAAAUCAAUAACAGCAAAAAACAACAAUAACAACAACACUAUAAACAGCAAAUAACAAAAACAACAGCAACAAACAACAACAACAUAACAAUAACAACAGACAACAAUUAACAACAAACAACAAUAACAACAAACAACAAUAACAAGAAACAGUGACAACAAGCAAUAACAACAGCAACAAACAACAAUAACAACAACAAUAACAACAAACAACAAUACAAUAACACAGCAAUAACAACAAACAACAACACAAUAACACAGCAAUAACAACAAACAACAAUACAAUAACACAACAAUAACAACAAACAACAACAAAUAACAACAAACAUCAAUAACAACAAACAACAAUAACAAGAAACAAUGACAACAAGCAAUAACAACAGCAACAAACAACAACAACAACAGCACAACAAUAACAAACAACAAUAACAAAAAACAAUGACAACAACAAGCAAUAACAACACCAACCUACAACAACAACAAUGACAACAACAAGCAAUAACAACACCAACCUACAACAAUGACAACAACAAGCAAUAACAACAGCAACAAACAACAACAACAACAACAACAACACAACAAUAACAAAAAACAAUGACAACAACAAGCAAUAACAACAACAACAACAAUGACAACAACAAGCAAUAACGACAGCACCCUACAACAACAACAAGUAAUGACAACAACAAGCAAUAACAACACCAACCUACAACAACAACAAUGACAACAACAAGCAAUAACAACAGCAACAAACAACAACAACAACACAACAAUAACAAACAACAGUAACAAAAAACAAUGACAACAACAAGCAAUAACAACACCAACCUACAACAACAACAAUGACAACAACAAGCAAUAACGACAGCAACCUACAACAACAACAAGUAAUGACAACAACAAGCAAUAACAACACCAACCUACAACAACAACAACAAUUGAUGACAACAACAAGCAAUAACAACAGCAACCUACAACAACAACAAUGACAACAACAAGCAAUAACAACAACAAUGAAAGCCACCUGGAAGAGAAGAUUCAUAAAAUAUUUUCUCAUUUCAGUACAUAACUCUAAAAUUGGAAAAACCAGCAGCAGUGACGAAAAUAACAUUUGGAAAAUAUCAUCAGAACCAUGUUUGUAAUUUGAAGAAAUUUAAAGUUUAUGGCAGUCUACAUGACGACCACAACAACAUGAUAGAACUACUGCAAAGGUAGCAUGUAUAGCCAUAGAAUAUGUCCCCCUCUCAAAUAAGUGUCCCUGCCAAAUAAGCCCCUCCCUGUCUGAAGUAAGUCCCCCUCUCAAGUUUACAUGCCCCCCUCAUGUUACCUUAAUUUAACUAUGACUAUUAUAAAGUGUUGUUGAAACUUAUAAUGUAAUAUCAGAGCUCCUGUUGAUAGCAGUGACAUGUUUUUGUCGCUGAUAGGACUACUCUGAAUAAAUAGAGGUGUCUGUCUAUCUAUCUAUCUCUCACAAAAUCCCUUGUCUUCUCUAAUGCUUCUCUCUAAUACCCCUCCUCUCUAAUACUCAUUCUCUCUAAUUACCCCUCCUCUCUUUUACCCCUCCUCUCUAAUACCCCUCCUCUCUAAUACUCCUCUCUAAUUACCCCUACUUUCUAAUACCCUCCUCUCUAAUUACCCCUCCUCUCUAAUUACUCCUCCUCUCUAAUUACCCCUCUUUUAUAAUAGCCCCCAUUCCCUAAUAAUGCCUCUUCUCUAAUAAGCCCCCUUCUCCAAUAUAAGCCCUCUCUUUAAUCAGCCUCCUCUUAAAUAAGCUUCACUCUCUAAUCAGUUUCCCUCUUUAAUAAGCUAGUCCCCUCUCUAUUAAACCCCUAUAAUAAGUUCCUCUUCUUAAACUCUUCUAUAAUAAGCCCCCUCUCUAAUCUCCCAUCUCUAAUAAGCCCCACCCUGUCUAACAAGAAUGUGAAUUCUACUUCUCUAGUGGUUUAAAAAAUGACAAUGUGAAAGAAAUAUUUCCAUUACGACAUAAACUGGGUGAAAAUAUUUUCCCUGUCAAGUACAUCAAAAUAGGUAAAUUAUUUUUUUGAUAAUUUUUAUAGAUGUUGGUGGCACAAGUGUUGACAGUUAUUAGUCCAUGUCACAUCCAAUAUAUUAACCCAUUGAGUGGCAGCACUCUUCCCUGAUGAGUAAAAUCAUCUGGCAUUAUACAGAGUAAAAUAAUAAAGUAGGGUGUAUUUGGGGCGCAUUGCCACUUAAAGGGUUAACAAGGUGCAUAGGCAGAUAGUCUGAUUAGCCCUUUGAGUGGCAGCACUCUCUUUCUGAUGAGUAUAAUCAUCUGGCAUUAGACAGAGUAAAAUAAUAAAGAAGGGUAUAUCUGGGUGCAUUGCCACUUAAAAUGUUAUUGUUAAAAAAUCUAAACUACCAACUUCUUUACAGUUCCUACCAUGACGUGGGGUCAGAGUUUUAACUGUAGUAUUUGGUAUGUAGAGCUUGCUGGUAUUGAUGACCCAGCUAUUGUUAAGCCUUGUUCAAACUGGAUCAAUAAUGUAAGUCGCAUGUUCAUUUAACUUGUCCACUACUUUUCAUUCAGACUCAAGAACUGAUCAAACUCUGUCCAUUUCUAGAAUUUGAUCAAAACUUCUUUGGAUCGAUUUAAUCUUUAUCUGUUGAAAACAUGUGAUCAAAAUUCUAGAACUUGAUCAACUAUAUCGAAACGCUAUUCAGUCUUGUGAUGAUUUGAUCAAAAUUUCUAGAACUGAAUUAAAUUGUUUGCUAUUUUUUGCUCAUGAAUUCUGAGAAUGAGAUUGUUAUUUUUAGUAUCGUGAACAGGAGGCAAUACGCUUGUGUUUAAAACAUCUUCGACAACGGAACUGUACCGAGGCUUUUGACUCGCUGAAGAAGAAGACGAAGGUUGAAUUGGAACAUUCAAUAUUGACUCAAUUACAUGAACAGCUGGUAAGGAAAACUUGGUGAUAACACUGAGAUUUAGAUUUGACUUCCACUAUACCAAGUUUGAUUCCUGGCGGAGGGCCUAAAGUUGCAUAUAAUGGUGUACAGGGGUGGAAAAAGUAUCGGAACCUGUGAACCUAGUUCCCAGAAAUUUUUUCGAGUUGAGAGUUUUGCAGAAAAUUUUCCAGAAAAUAUUUCAACAUUUUGAGAUAACUCUGUUUACUCAACUUACAAGUUACAACUAUUCUACUACACGCUAACAUCAGCAACCUUUUAAAUAUUUGACAGAAAUUAAUUCUUUUACCCACCCCUGCCAUCACAAUAAGGUAAAAUGGUAAAUAUAUGCUCUGCAAAGUCUCCAAUAAAAUGCAAAUUAAAUAGUAAACAAAUAAAAGUGAUGGAAUAAAUAAGAUGAUAGGACACUUAGUUAAGCGUUAGAUCCUUACUAAUUGGUCAUAACUCAUAACUGUGGUAUAUAACAGACAACUAUUGCUAUGUACGAGCAUACGAAAACCAGCCUAAAGCCUAUUAUUACUAAAGUACAAAUAAUACAAUAAUUAUGCAUUUGUUUUGUUAUUUUUGUAAUUGUAACAUUGCAAAUUUUACAGACAAUUUCCAGACUUCGACCCAGGUUCCCGGAAAGAAAACAAAUUUUUCCACCCCUGAUGGUGUAUAAAAUUUAAUUUGAAAACUUCCAUCUAUUAAAAAACCAUCUAAAUUAACAGGUUGUUCAUUCAAACUUUGAUAUGUCAGAACGAAUAAUUGAGAACGCUGCUCAAGGUAGUGUGUGUAUAAUUUCAUUGAUUGUAUCUUUCAUGAGGUUAUGAUUCAAAUGCAAUUUUAUUUGUCGUUUAGAUGGCUUGUUCAGUGACUACAUAAGUACGCAAGAUUACAAAGCAAAAUGGACGCCAAUAACAACAACUGUUUCAGGUAGAUGACCAAAACUAGAGGUACACAUACGUUUCAAGCAGGGCGCAAAUUAACUGCCUACAAAUCACAAAUCGUCAUGCGAAAACGCAGUUUUGUGGGCCAAAACACUAGCAACUUAUCGCUAUGAAAGUGAAACUAUAGUGUAGCGUAGAAUUUUUGAAAAUAAUUGUAGGCCAGAAAAAAUUCUUAAUAGACUAUUAUUUAUUCCACUUUUGUCCCAAUGGCCUCGUUUUCCUAUUUGGCUGUUUUAUCAUGACAAACGCAUAUGAAUUAGGUUAUAUCCCCAUGUUUCCUGCACGUGAACAUGUUUCUCUUUCAUCUUGAGCCCAAUCACAAACCUAUCCUUAACCCUUUGUACACGAAACAUGAUGAUAUAACCACGUGAAGCCGAGGCCAUAGGGGCAAGACUGCAAUAAAGUAAUAAACAGUACAGACUAUUCGCGCUCUAAUAGUUUUGUUUGUGGAAAGAAAAAGAUACAAAGAACUUAUUCGCGCUCUGUUGUCAUGCGAGGACCCUUAAUCAGAAAGUUGGUAGUCUUGCUAAUUCUAAUUGUGUCAUUGACUUUCAUUCUAGAUAUAAAUUCGGACGCUUGUCAGCCAGGAAUGCGAGGUGGUCAUCAAAUGUGUAUUGACGCAGAGCGCCAGAUUAUCUACCUCAUGGGAGGCUGGGACGGAAACGAUGACCUCGCUGACUUCUGGAUGUUCGAUAUCAACCAGAAAUCAUGGAGAAUGAUAUCACGUGACACGGAACCAGAUGGGGGCCCCUGUGCACGAUCGUGUCAUAAAAUCUGCCUGGAUCAUAAACGAAAGUUGAUCUUCAUGCUAGGGCGUUAUCUUGAUUCUGAAGUUCGAAGUACGAUGUCGUUGAAGGUAUGAACAUUCCCAUCACUAGAUGACAUGAAGAACAGUGGGAUUUUUCAAACAAUGAAAAGACAAUGGGACAUUCUGAUCACUGGUUCGCGUCCAGGGGCUUGAAGGACAGUGGGAUCUUCAAGACAAUGAAAAGACAAUGGAACAUUCUGAUAACUGGAUCAUGUCCAGGUGGCAUGGAGGACCAUUGGAUUUCUAAAAGAAUGAAAAGACAAUGGAACAUUCCGUUCACUACUUCAUGAUUGGAUGACAUGGAGUUUAUAAGUGCUGCUUUAUUUUUCAGAGUGAUUUCUUUGUAUAUAAUAUCGAUUGUGAGCAGUGGACAUUGAUAUCUGAAGAUACCGCGCCUGAUGGUGGACCCCCAUUGAUAUUUGACCAUCAGGUAGUUACACCAAAACGAAUAAUAUCACGUAUUUCCUAUCUUUUGUCGUAACUUCUUUACGACAUCUUCGCGGGGCUUUUUCCAGGUGCGUUAUUUCAUUGAGGUAUUAGAGAGGAAGGGACUAAAUAUACAGUAGAGAUGUGUGUAUUUGUGGGUAGAUGAUAGGAUUGAUGGUAAAAUACACUGCAAAAAUUUUUUUGAAAAUCCAAUAGAAUGGGAAUUGUAUGGGCUUUUAUUGGAAAUUUGUAUAUUUCCAUACUAUGUAUAUGGUAUCGAAAUAGUAUGAAUAUAUUAUGAAGGGCUGCAUAAUAUAGCGGACCACGGGAACAUUGGUCCCAGAAAAUUUUUGAGGUUGGCAGAAAAAGGUAAAGCAAUUUUCCCAGGGCCCCAGGCUUUGGGGGGCCCCCCGGCAAAAUAUUUAUGUUUUUCGGGCAGAGUACCGUUCGUAGCGACGUGAAAUUAAGUGGGAAAGUCCCACGAAAACAAUGAACACGUCCUUGUCCGGAAACUUUUUUUGUUGUUGACGGAAGAGUGAUGGAGAGCCCCCAAAUUGUAGAAUUUUUUUUCGUUGGCCUUGCGGUCCCAGAAAAUAAAAUAUUUUAUGCAUCCCUGAAUUACUAUGAAUUUAGUUGUGCAAUUGGAAAUCUCAUAGUAUGGAUUUUACAUUUUCACCAGUGAUAAUGUACGCUAAUGAUUUCAGAUGUGCGUAAAUGUUGAGAAUGGAAUGAUAUAUAUAUUUGGAGGACGAGUUUUAUCCAAGUGAGUUCAACUUUUUUCUUGUGCAUUCCUAUCAAAACAAUAAAGUUAGCAGCGAGUUAAGAUUGCAUGAUAUUAAUCUAUUUCUGUAGUACAUCAUCUGACAUAGCUGGUUUGGCAACUACUGCUGUCUUCAGUGGUCUGUAUUGCUAUCACAGUGGUACCAACACAUGGACAAAAUUACGGUACAGUUUAAUAUUCUCUGUUUUUAUCUCGUUAACCCAUUGAACGCCAUCACUUUCCUCUUAACAAGUAAAUUAAAUGCUUGUGAUGUUACUCUGAGUGUAUAUCCACACCGGGCAGACUUGAAAAAUAUGCCUGACCACGGUGGGAAUCGAACCUACGACCUUUGGAAUACUAGCCCAAUGCUCUGCCUGUCUGCCAACUGAACUACGCGGUCAGGUCGGUUCGAGUAUGCGAUAUUUCGAAACAGAAUUUAGUUCCUUCGAUAUCAAUGUAAUCUAAUAAUCAUGAUUUUUUUUCCUGAUCAAUGUAAUCUAAUAAUCAUGAUUUUUUCACAGAAAAAAAAUCAAGUAAAUUAAAAUCGUCGGCCGUUUGCCCUACUUUGUUAUUUUAAUCUGUCUAACGGUGGUGGGCGGACGAUUUUGGUCGCAAUGUCAGUUCAAGAGUUAAGAUAAUUUUUCCGUGUCUAGGGAUGACCGCCCUGAGUUAGUUUCAAGAAUUGGUCAUUCCAUGCUUUUUUACGAGGUCAGUAUCUUUUGUAUUGAUCAUGGGAAAUUAGAACGUGACAUUAUAUAGGGUAGUACACAAUUGGCCAACACGUUGUUAGGCCGUUGCGGACAUUAGGGUAUAAAUUCCAACGAUUGAUUCCUGCGCCUUCAUUCCAUCCAUUAUGUGUUUUUAAUGGAUUUCAUGCAUUUGCAUUGUCUGUAGCUCAUCCUAUCUGUUUAAGAAACACUAUAAGCAAUCGCUCCUAUUAACUCAAAUGUAAUUAUAGAGUAUAUACAGUUGUGAAUUCGUUCUAGCGCCGCUCCGUUCUCAUUAGUAGCAAAUCGUAGGCAGUGGACAACUCGAAAGCAUUAUGCUACUUUGUCCACUGCGCAUGGCAUAAUGAAUUAUUAACUCCAAUUUAUAUCUACUACUCACCAAAACCUUAUUACUCUUCACUUUUGUAAAUAAUCUAUAUGACAUGCGCAACUUCAAUAAAUUGUAAAAAAUUGUAAUUGUGUUUGUUGUAGAAAAACCGAGCACUUUAUAUAUUUGCUGGUCAAAGAGGACGUGAGUUUUUAAGGUACCGUCCUCUUGUUCAAGUUAUUCUAAUAGAGUGUAAACUGAAAUUGUGAAUUGGUUUGACUCACAUGCUUAUUUUACCUUGCAGUAAUUUUACGAGGUAUGAUACCGAUACUGACACAAUCACUGUCUUAUCUGGAACAAAUGGAAACGAUAAAAACGAAGGUACACAUGAGAAUAAAAAAUUUACUUGUCUAUUGCACAAUCCGUAAUUAAUCAUUAAAUUAUUGUAUCAAAUUAUAUAUACUGUAACAUAUUAAAUCAUAAUUAAUUGAGUAAUUAGAACGUGAUCUUACUUUCGUAGUUCCAGCUGCAGGCUUCACCCAACGAGCAACAAUUGACCCUGAGACCGGAGAAAUACAUGCAUUGUCUGUAAGUUUUGUCUGUUUGCAACCUUUCACCUCAAUCGUACAUAUAUAUCAUGCAUCCCCAAUUUCUUUUCUUAUUUUAGGGUUUAAGUAAAGACAAAAUCAAACGCGAGGAAUCUACACGAAAUUCGUUCUGGGUUUAUGAUAUUGAAAGCAAUAAAUGGUCGUGUAUUUAUAGAAAUGAAAAUACUGGCAGUCAAUAUUGGAGCAAAAUGCAGAGUAUUGAACCUUGUCCUAGGUUUGCUCAUCAGCUCGUUUAUGAUUAUGUUAAUAAGGUAAGGAUAGCAUCGCUGGCAGCUGCAGCUGUUGUCCCUUACCGCUGAGUCAAGCCUUCUACUGUACACGGCAAAAAACGCCGAGCCCGUUGCUCAACAGGACUGAACAAUGUUUUGCUGCCCACGUUGUUCACACUUGUCAACAAUAUUGAACAACGUUGUUGAGCCUGAAUCGGGUGUAACAAUAUUGUUCAAUAUUGUUGACAGCUAUGAACAAUGUGGGCAGCAAAACAUUGUUCAAUCCUGUUUUCAUCAGUAUUGCAUCAACCUGAGCGUUUUUACGCGUGUAGGUCGAGGUACAGAUUAAGUAUGAACAGAUGUGUAACUUCAGUAAAAACGUUGUCCUACGGUCGCCAUCUUCCUAGCGAGUGUCGCUCGCGUGAUUAUUCGUCAUUUGGUGAUACGUCAUCAGUACGCCGCCAUCUUCCUAGUGCUCAGUUUCUUGUGUUUCAAGGACUUUUCUCCGCUCCUCUCAUUUUCUUGCUCUCCAGAAACUAGCUCUAGGCCUUAGUUGUCGAGCGCAUGUAUCGUGAGCCUCUGGUGAAUUCAGUAACCACACCCUGUUUACUCGAGAUUAAAUAACUCAGAUUUAAUAUCAUGUGACCAAAAUAUUAGCAGUAUUAUUGGCUAAUUCCCUCAUGAAUUUAAUCGAUUUUUAGGUUCAUUAUUUAUUUGGUGGGAAUCCUGGCAAAUCUGGUUCUCCAAAGAUGAGACUGGACGAUUUCUGGUCUUUAAAACUCACGAAACCGUUACUUGCACAUUUUCUGAGGCGUUGCAAGUAUCUUAUUAGAAAACAGAAGUAAGCCUGCUUCAUUUCUACACGAUAGUUAAUUAGUCUCAUUGUAGUUAAUUAGUCUCAUUGUAGUUAAUUAAUCUCAUUGUAGUUAAUUAGUGAUAUGUAUUGAUAGUUAAUUAGUCUCAUUGUAGUUAAUUAGUCUCAUUGUAGUUAAUUAGUGAUAUGUAUUGAUAGUUAAUUAGCCUCAAUGUAGUUAAUUAGUGAUAUGUAUUGAUAGUUAAUUAGCCUCAAUGUAGUUAAUUAGUGAUAUUUAUUGAUAGUUAAUUAAUCUCAAUGUAGUUAAUUAGUGAUAUUUAUUGAUAGUUAAUUAGUCUCAUUGUAGUUAAUUAGUGAUAUGUAUUGAUAGUUAAUUAGCCUCAAUGUAGUUAAUUAGUGAUAUUUCUUGAUAGUUAAUUAGUCUUAAUGUAGUUAAUCAGUGAUAUUUAUUGAUAUUUAAUUAGUGUCAUUGUAAAUAAUUAGUGGUAUUUAUUGAUAAUUAAUUAAUCUCAUUAUAAUUAAUUAGUGAUAUUUAUUGAUAGUUAAUUAGUCUCAUUAUAGUUAAUUAGUGAUAUUUAUUGAUAGUAAAAUUAGUCUCAAUGUAGUAAAUUAGUGAUAUUUAUUGAUAGUUAAUUAGUCUCAAUGUAGUUAAUUUGUGAUAUUUAUUGAUAGUUAAUUAGUGUCAUUUAAUUUAAGGUUUCUUCAACUGGCAAAAUGUAACAGUUUGGAAGCGUUGACUUAUUUACAGGUACAAUCAAACGUGCCAGAGGACAUGGAUUGUCUAUGGUCGUACUUUGUGAAUUUAUGUUGUCCUGGGGUAGGAGUAAGCACAUAAGUUAUAUCACGUAUAUAGAUUCACUGGCUGACGAUCUCCAACGUGAAAGCGCCGAUGAUUGCGCCACAGAAACUCGUUUUAAGGCUACGAUGAAGCUUUUAUUUAUAUUUUUGUUUAGCAUGAUCUUUCAACCAUGGUGAACCAUGAGGAUCUCGAUGAAAGACACGAGGUAUAGCACAAUUCAAACUACAGGUCUUUAACACCUAUUAUACCCGCAAUAAGUAAGAGUUAUAAACCGAGUAGGAGGUUUAUAACUGAUAUAUAUCACACUUGCGGAGGUUUUCCAACAUAUUUUGUCAUUUUCAAACAUUUUUAAUGAAAAAUUCUCGCGUUUUUGUCUACAAGUUUCAUCUAAUCAUUUAUUCAAGGUCUAUAAGCUAGUUAUAAACCUCGGACGAACAAAGAAAACCGACGCAAGUGUGAUAUAAUUCUGGAAACAAACCAAGCCUGAUGAUUUCCUGUUAGUUUGUCUAAUAACUAAAUCUGCGUCUUUUCAUUUAGUUUGAGCGUUUAACAUCCAGCUUAUUUUCUUCAAAAGACGGCACGGAUGACGCAUGCCCAAGCAAGCAAGGUGAGCACCUUGAAUGUAACGUAGUCACUAUGUAUGUGUUAGGCCCGCAGGUUCUAUUCCUUCCAGGGACCUAAAGUUCCAUUUUUCGCAGCUGUUCCCGGUUAGGUUAUUUAUGGGGCUUCGGUGGUGAAGUGGUUAGAGCACUUACCUUUCACCUCUGAGGUUGCAGGUUCAAGCUGUGGGUUUUCCCCGAGUACUCCGGUUUCCUCCCACAGGGAAAGUUGACAGGGUGGGUUAGGUAAAAGGGCCCACAGUAAUUGGCAUAUGCUGUUUUGGUGACCCUGCCCUAGUUGGCAAAAGCUAAAAUAAAACGAAAGAAAUGUACUAUAUAAAUUUCCACUCGAUUAUUUCCAUCUACAAUACCCUUCAACAUAACUAUGUAUGCAUUUACGUAGAAUGCACUAGGCUUAGAACCUUGCUAUUAUUUCUUUCACAGGAGCUGAAUUCUAUUCAAAUGACCAAGUAUUUGUUGGCCGUUCUCAGGUAUAUACAGUCUUCUGUUUAUACAGUAACAGUGAGGUGGAGAUUUGACUUUCACUACCUUUCACUAAGUUCGCAUGUGAUUGGUUGAUCGGGUAGAUUAAACCCAUCUGAUUAGUCCAUGGUCCCUUUAUGGUAGCAACAGGGCCUUUUUUAACAUACAAGCUGGGGGGGGCAAAUGCCCCCCCAGUCCCCCCUUGUGCCCCCCCACGAAAUCACAUUUUGCCCCCCCAGGAAAAGUCCCUUUUCCCUAAAAUUAUAGAAACAAACCAGCGAAGAUUAACAAAUACAUAAACGGAAAGUAAGUUUUAGGCUUUAUCCUUUGUCCUUGUUUAACAAAAUCGAUUUAAAUUGUUACUUUUUUCUACCACUAAGUAAUGAUAAAUUAUUGUUAAUAAUUUUUUAUUUUUUGGAUGCUCAGAAUGCAGGAAAUAGCAUUUCCAGGUUUCAAAUUUCAAAAAUUUUCUGGGGAUUAUCCCUCUAAUAAGUAAUGAUAAAUUACAGUUAAUAUUCUUUUUUACUUUUUGUGCAUAUUUUCCAUCUUUUAUUUCAAAUACAAGUAUAGUUAGCAUAAAUUUUAGAACAAAUUUGGAUGCUGAGAAUGCAGGAAAUGACAUUUCUGGGAUUCAAAUUUCAAAAAUUUUUUGGGGGAGUACUCCCCCAGACCACCCCCAUUCAUGCGUGGUAUAUUGGCCACACACGUAGCCUUCAGCCAUUGCUAUCCCCCUCUAAUAUAUUAUCUCACAGAAAAGUCCCUUUUCAAAAAAUGCCCCCCCCCCCACGGGAAAAUCCUUAAAAAAGGCCCUGGGUAGCAAUAGUGGAAGUGGAAUCUCAACCUCACUAGUAUUACCUCAGUUUCAUGUGAGAAGAGUUCUGAUGCAGUUUGACCAGACAACGUGUGUUUUCUCUGGUUUUCUCCUGUGGUCUAAUAAUCAUUGGAACAAAGGAUGAACCUUACUGGCCCUCUAGGGAGAACAGCUUAUACACUGAACUGAUAGAGUUACUGUAUUUUACUGUUUCUAGUUAUUUGAUCAACUUGUGACAUACUUCCCAGACAAUAUGACUCAACCAAAAGAAAAUCUUGCUGACAUCAUAAAAAUUUGACAUCUUCCAGCCGUGUAAAGUUUGUACAUGUAUUCACGUGGUGUGUGUGUGAUCUCACCAUAAUGACUGGCUGGUUACACUAUCAAAGUUUCUGUGAUCACACUAGGAAUUUUGCAUUCGGUAAAUUCUAAAUGUUAAAUGCUGAGGUUUCCUCAAACAUUUCUUACAAAUCCUUCAAAACGUAGAAUUUACCCAUGCAAAAUUCCUACUGUGAUCACAGAAACUUUGAUAAUGUACACCAGACUUAAGAUUUUUUUGUAAAUUACAAUGUGUAUAAAAUACAUAUAUAUACUUCAAAAUGCCUUCAAAAUAUAGUUUUUAUUUAACAAUAUUUUGAAUUAUAUAUAGAUACAGCAAAUUGCAGUCUUUAUUAAAAGUAGCAAAGUUUUAUUAUUAAUGGCGAUAAUAUUUCAUUUUUGUACAAGAAGGUUAGUUUUUUCUGCUUUAGAACUUGUCAAAGCUCAAGUGUCAGAGGUAAGUGACUGAAUAUAUUUUCACAUGGAUGUUUAAGCGAGCUUUGUCUUCAAGUGAUGAAAUGUCAUAAUGUUUCUGCUAAAUCACUCUGUCCAAAAUACCUGGAAAAAAAGAUUGUUAGUUAUACAAACAAGAGAUCUAAAUAAAAUAAAAAACACUUUGACAUUCCAAAGAAGGCCUUUCAUCAGCAGUAAGUUCUGCUUAAUAUUAAUCUCCUAGCGAUGGACCUCGCGAAAACAUCAAAGUACGCACCUCAUAACUAAAAUAAUUAUUAAAUACAACGCAGCCAUUUCGUCCGUCUGUUCUGGAGUCUAAACAAAUAGAAAUCAUGAACGUUUUAGGGUGGCUUUA
Molecule: messenger RNA, 13666 nt
Organism: Paramuricea clavata
Lineage: Eukaryota; Metazoa; Cnidaria; Anthozoa; Malacalcyonacea; Plexauridae
Source: the annotation of a GenBank genome assembly